CUGAAGCUUCUACCAUUAACUUCCGGGUAUGGGUCCCCUGAAUCUCUAUAAAAGCAGGAGACAACAUUUCUGUGGUGCAUACUGAGUGUGACUGAGCUGUCUACAAUGAACAUCCUUUGGCUCAUAACUAGUCUGCUACUGUUGUGUUCUUGCACUCCAGGUUUCUCCAUGCAUGAUGGUAUUGUUGGCGGUGAAGUCUCCGUUCCACACAGUCGACCCUACAUGGUCUACAUUCGUAACCCUGUAACGGAACGAGUAUGUGGUGGUUUUUUGAUAAGAGAUGAUUUUGUGAUGACAGCUGCCCACUGUGGACGUCAUCUUACGGUGUAUUUGGGCGUCAACGACACCAGACAUUUACCUCACGGUGUACUGGCAGAUCCCAUUCAACAUGAAGAUUUCAAAACCAAUACACCAGGUCAUGACAUCAUGCUUCUAAAGCUUAAAACACCUGCAAGUUUGAACAAAACUGUGAAUACCAUCACCUUGCCAAAAACUGAGAAUAGAGAAAUCUCGAAGGAUUGCAUGGUCUUGGGUUGGGGCUUAGAGAAAUACGGACAUGGGUCUCCAUCAAGAGUCCUCAAAGAAGCACAUGUUACUCUGUUAGACUCCAAAAAGUGUGUGACGACUGACACUCUAUGCAGCGAGGGAACAACUGGAGCAGCAGAGGGAGAUUCUGGAGGUCCACUUGUUUGUGGAGAUGUUGCACAGGGAAUUGUGUCUUUUUACACAGAGUCAAAUGGAGGCUACUGCACAAGAUACACCGAUAUUUACCAAUACCUUUCAUGGAUUCAUCACAAAAUGAAGUCUCCUCUGCAGUAACAUGAAACAUAAAUUGUAAAUUGCACUGUAGUCUAACAAGCUCAAUUUACAUCAAGUUAAGAAAACUCAAAUUAAGGCUGGUUGCCUUAAACUUUUAAGUUCUCAACUUUUGAUUUUUUUUUUUUUUUUUUUUAAACAGUAUUAAAGGGCAAGCUGGAUAAACUCAUUUAGUUCUAAAGUUGUUUGGUUAAAUAAUCCAUGUUUGGUUUUACUAUUACAACAUUCAGCACAUCUGUAACAUUAAAUGUGCAAAUUUAAAAUAAAGGAUGACUCAUGUAACUGUU
Molecule: messenger RNA, 1103 nt
Organism: Megalobrama amblycephala (Wuchang bream)
Lineage: Eukaryota; Metazoa; Chordata; Actinopteri; Cypriniformes; Xenocyprididae
Product: granzyme B(G,H)
Exons: 5
Coding region: 106-819 (237 amino acids)
Biological process (GO): proteolysis
Molecular function (GO): serine-type endopeptidase activity
Source: RefSeq, a predicted model, not a curated record